UCUACUCUUUGACAAAAUUCCUUUAACAAGUUAAUAUUGCUUACCUAAGUUCAUGCAUCUAUUUUUUUCUGUUAUUUUGAGGCAUUACCUCUGUUUCCUUCUCUUUAAUCUGUUGGUUCUGCCUGCUGUUUUUGGGCUUUUCCUGUUUCUGCUCUAUAACCAGUGGACAAUGCCUCUCUUGCUGUUGAUGAUGGUGAAAUGGGAAAGGAUGUUAUUCCUAAUAAUAGAGAAAUAGUAGAAAGUUCUCAUAUAGUGGAGCCUCAUGUGGGUGAGGAAAGAGAAGUUUUGGAGCAUCCUGAAGGAAUGGAGUUAAUUACAUACAGUGGAGAUGGUGAUCUAGAACCAUAUGAGGGUAUGGAGUUUGAAUCAGAUGUUGCUGCCAAGGCUUUCUAUGAUGAAUAUGCUCAACGUAUUGGCUUUAUCACCCGUAUCGGCUCAUACAGCCGUUCAAAGGUUGAUGGUGCCAUCAUAGGACGACGAUUUGUUUGUAACAAAGAGGGUUUUAGCAGGGGGACUGUUAAGAAGCCAGAGGCAGUCACCAGGGAAGGUUGCAAAGCAAUGAUCAAUGUAAGGAGAGAUAAAAAUGGGAAGUGGGCUAUUUCAAAACUUGAAAAGGGCCAUAACCAUCCACUGAUUAUUUCUUCUAAGGUUCGGCGUGGUUCUCUUCUGAUUCAGUCUAUGGGAGAUGAUACAAAUAAAAUCCGGGAACUAUCGUACAAGCUGCAACGUGCAAAUAAACAGUGUGCAAUAUAUAAAGAACAUCUAAACAUGAUCUUGCGGGAAAUUGAGGAGCACACAGACCACCUUUCUGACAAAGUUCGGGACAUAGUCCAUAAUAUUAAGAAACUUGAGUCUCAGGACCAACAACACCAUGAACAAUAGACCUAGGAUUUAUGUUUGCAGUUUUUUUCUCCCCUGUUUAAUGUCUUCAUUGUACAGAUCAACCGAGUAACAUGAAAGGGGUUCUUAGCUGCAGCCACUUUUGAUUCUUCAGUGCUUUGGUUAUUAUGGCUCAGAAACACUAUAUGAGUUCAA
Macadamia integrifolia is the source of this 1035-nucleotide messenger RNA. RefSeq names its product protein FAR1-RELATED SEQUENCE 5-like. The transcript is spliced from 3 exons. The record is from RefSeq and is a predicted model, not a curated record. Lineage: Eukaryota; Viridiplantae; Streptophyta; Magnoliopsida; Proteales; Proteaceae. Bases 199 to 882 code for a protein of 227 amino acids.